CACAGUAACUAUAUUUUUUGACAUUUGUGUGAGUGAGGUUAUGUUAUUAAACGUCAAAGUGCUUUAGAUUUCAAAACCGGCGUUUAUUUACAAAUAAUUUACUUACUAAUACGAAAAUGUGGUCUCAAAAAUUAACUAGAAGUAUUUUAGAUAAAACUAAAAAUACAGUAUUCAAAGUACCUAGAUGGAAACCCGUGAUAUCGUCACGAUGUCUCCAAACCGAAGGUCGUACUACACAAUCCCAGUCAACCGUUGAUGCCGCUGAUGUCGAGUUCUUUUCAAAACAAAUGAAUGAGUGGUGGGAUCCGUACGGAAAAAUGCGUCUGCUACAUAGUAUGAAUUUAUUGAGAGUUCCUUUUGUCCGAGAUGGCCUCGUAAAUACUGCACAAAAAGAAUUGUACCCGCUCAAAGAUAAAAAGAUAUUGGAUGUUGGCUGCGGAGGAGGUAUAUUAUCUGAGGGACUAGCAAGGUUGGGCGCUUUCGUUACGGGGAUUGAUGCAAGCGAGGAUCUCAUCCGAGUGGCAGACGAACAUAAAAAUGUUGACCCAAAAAUAGCAUAUAAUAAACCUGUAUACCUGCAUACUACUGUAGAGGACCACGCCAAGAAAGUUUCCAACCUCUACGAUGGCGUAGUAGCAUCUGAAGUUAUAGAACAUGUGCAGAACCAAGAAUUAUUCGUCAAAUCCUGUGUCCACACUUUAAAGCCAGGAGGGAGGAUUUUCUUCACAACACCAAACAGAACGAGAAUGUCACAGUUUGCUGUUAUAUUCCUCGGCGAAAAUGUACUCAAAUAUAUACCUCAAGGAGCUCAUCAGUUUGAGAAGUUUAUCACCCCUACUGAACUCACUUUCCUGUUAGAAAGAAAUAAUUGCCAUGUGGAACUAACUUACGGCGUAACUUUUAACCCAGUUACUGGUAAAUGGGACUUUUCGGAAUUCCAACAAUUAAUGUAUGCUAUUCAGGCUGUGAAAUUAAGUUAAGUGAUGUUGUGGUAAGAAUUUAAUUCAUAGGCGUUUGUUUGUUCGAAAAUAAGUUGUGCUUCACAAUCAAAAUACAUAUAUGUACUUGUUAUUUGUCAUUAGAAGUAAAAGUGUUAUUUAUAAAAGUGGUUGCAAUAUAACUACCUUAAUUGUUUUUA
This is a messenger RNA of Helicoverpa armigera (cotton bollworm), 1138 nucleotides long. RefSeq names its product ubiquinone biosynthesis O-methyltransferase, mitochondrial (gene Coq3). Gene Ontology annotation, biological process: ubiquinone biosynthetic process. The transcript has 6 exons. The coding region runs from base 117 to 980 and encodes 287 amino acids. Gene Ontology annotation, cellular component: mitochondrion. The record is from RefSeq and is a predicted model, not a curated record. Gene Ontology annotation, molecular function: 2-methoxy-6-polyprenyl-1,4-benzoquinol methyltransferase activity. Lineage: Eukaryota; Metazoa; Arthropoda; Insecta; Lepidoptera; Noctuidae.